Galeopterus variegatus (Sunda flying lemur) is the source of this 1584-nucleotide messenger RNA. RefSeq names its product arginyl-tRNA synthetase 2, mitochondrial (gene RARS2). Lineage: Eukaryota; Metazoa; Chordata; Mammalia; Dermoptera; Cynocephalidae. The annotation marks the transcript as partial. Gene Ontology annotation, molecular function: ATP binding; arginine-tRNA ligase activity. The record is from RefSeq and is a predicted model, not a curated record. Gene Ontology annotation, cellular component: mitochondrion. Gene Ontology annotation, biological process: arginyl-tRNA aminoacylation; mitochondrial translation. The transcript has 10 exons.
AAAAGGAACUGCUAUAGUGGAUCUCUCUGGGAAUGGUGACCCCUCCUCAAUUUGUACUGUAAUGCGAAGUGAUGGGACUUCUCUCUAUGCAACCAGAGAUCUCGCAGCUGCUAUAGAUCGAAUGGACAAGUAUAAUUUUGAUACAAUGAUUUAUGUGACAGAUAAAGGGCAAAAAAAGCAUUUUCAUCAAGUUUUCCAAAUGCUGAAGAUCAUGGGAUAUGAAUGGGCAGAAAGGUGUCAGCAUGUGCCCUUUGGAGUAGUGCAGGGAAUGAAGACUCGAAGAGGAGAUGUUAUUUUUCUAGAAGAUGUCUUAAAUGAGAUUCAGUUAAGAAUGCUACAAAACAUGGCUUCCAUUAAGACAACUAAAGAACUCGAGAAUCCAAAGGAGACUGCAGAGAGGGUCGGGCUGGCAGCACUUGUUAUUCAGGACUUCAAAGGUUUACUCUUAUCUGACUAUCAGUUCAGCUGGGAUCGUGUUUUCCAGAGUCGCGGGGACACAGGAGUCUUCCUACAGUACACACACGCCCGCCUCCAUAGUUUGGAAGAGACUUUCGGAUGUGGUUAUCUGAAUGACUUCAACACUGCUUGUUUACAAGAGCCACAGUCUGUUUCAAUUCUCCAGCAUCUUCUCAGGUUUGACGAGGUGCUUUAUAGAUCAUCUCAGGACCUUCAACCCAGGCACAUUGUCAGUUACCUUCUAACUCUAAGUCAUCUUGCAGCUGUGGCACACAAAACGCUGCAAAUAAAAGAUAGUCCUCCUGAAGUGGCUGGGGCCAGACUUCAUCUUUUCAAAGCUGUCCGUUCUGUCCUAGCCAAUGGAAUGAAACUUCUUGGAAUAACACCUGUAUGUAGAAUGUAAUUUCUAAUUAAAAUGGCUUUUUAAAUGCUAAAUGAAUUCUAGUUAUCUAUGCUUAGAUGCUUUGCUAUUCAGAAUAAUAGGAUUUAAACUAUUAUUCUGUGUUAGCAUCGAUAUUUUAAGUGUAAGUGACUUACAAACUUUUUCAGUCCUUAUCCUUAAGAAAAAAAUCAUCUGAGUUCCCUCAUGGUCAGUAGGUACUUAGUCAUUUGUAAAACUAAGAUAAGUCUUUUUAAACUCAAAGCAUUGUGGUCUAAUGGGAGUAAAGGAUUAAAGUUUAAAUUCUGACUUGAAGUUUCUUACAGUGUGAUUCUUCCAGAAACUAUUCUUAGAACUGAGAUGACCUAAUGUUUUUAUCAAAUAGAAUAAUUGGUGAGGAAAAAAAAUCUCGAUUUUCUUAUAAUUGUGGCUAGUUCCGAAUAUAGAGAGAUCAGAAAUAAGCAUCUUUUUGCCAGUAUAGCUGACAACUACUCCCAGAGAGAACAGACCUCAUGCUUACCUUUUAGUUGAUAAAUAUGAGGGUACUUCUGAACUUUCAUAGAAUGAUUCAUAUCUUUUAAUUCUAUUUUUCCACAACCUUUUUGAAGUACCCUCAUACAUGUUAACUCCUACUAUGUGAACUCAGCACUGAAAAACCUUUGUAUAGCAAGGAAUUACUUGUACAGACAUUGUAUUAGGAUCUUUCUGUAAAAUGUAGUCCAUUAAUUAAACCAUAAUUUGAAAUGGAA